GGCAGAAUGAGUUUAAUGAGAGAGGGUGGGGAACGUCACUGGCAUUCAUUCACUAUCGCAUUAUUGUAGUGCAAAGUCCGCGACAACCGUAGGACGAACAACUUUUCUCAACAAAUACGCAUGCACGAAUAUUCUAAGGAUUCUGGAGGACUGGUGCCACCCUGUUGCUUUCAGAAUGACCGUUGGGUGAAGCUCUGCUGGUCUGUCCCAAGGAGCAGUUAGAGGUGUGAGUGUGGUCUGUCCCACAACCAUGGCAACAACUCCGUGGGAGACACUGUUUCUCCCCCCCUCUGGGCUCCUGCUCCUCAUCUUCCUGCCCCUGUUUCUGUGCCAGCAGCCUCUGCCUGGCCCCGACUCCCCCCCCCCACCCCCGCCUCACUGUACCAGGAAAGAGCACCCCGUCGUCUCCUUCCAAGCGUUGAGUCCCUGGAUCUACGGGUUUUCCCGUCCUGGUGUGAAGGAUUUCUCCCAGCUGGCCCUGGACCUCACCAGGAACCAGCUCAUCGUGGGAGCCAGAAAUUAUCUCUUCAGGCUGAGCCUGAGCAACGCUUCUCUUCUACAGGCGACGGAAUGGCGUCCCGAUGAAGACACCAGGCGGUCGUGUCAGAGUAAAGGGAAGGCUGAGGAUGAGUGUCAGAACUACAUCCGGGUGCUGCUCGUCAGUGGAAGGAGACUGUUCACCUGUGGAACCAACGCCUUCACGCCCGUCUGCACCACCCGACAGAUCGGCAACAUCAGCAGGGUGCUGGACACAGUCAAUGGGGUGGCACGGUGUCCCUACGACCCCCGCCACAACUCCACAGCCAUGGUGACAGACAAGGGCGAGCUGUACGCUGCCACUGUCAUCGACUUCUCCGGUCGAGACCCUGUCAUCUACCGUAGCCUUGGCAACAUGCCUCCUCUGCGCACCGCCCAGUACAACUCUAAAUGGCUGAACGAGCCUCACUUUGUCUCCGUCUACGAGGUGGGUCUGUUCACCUACUUCUUCCUGAGGGAGAACGCCGUGGAGCACGACUGCGGCAGGACGGUGUUCUCGCGGGUGGCGCGCGUCUGCAAGAACGACGUGGGCGGCCGCUUCCUGCUGGAGGACACCUGGACCACCUUCAUGAAGGCCCGGCUCAACUGCUCGCGCUCCGGGGAGAUCCCUUUCUACUACGACGAGCUGCAGAGCACCUUCUACCUGCCCGAGCAGGACCUCAUCUACGGCAUCUUCACCACCAACGUCAACAGUAUCUCUGCCUCGGCUGUGUGUGCCUACAACCUCAGCUCCAUCACCCAGGCCUUCAACGGACCCUUCCGCUACCAGGAGAACCCUCGCACCAGCUGGCUGUCCACCCCCAACCCCAUCCCCAACUUCCAGUGUGGGACCCUGGAGGAGCAUGGUCCAGGGGAGAACCUGACAGAGCGCAGCCUACAGGACGCCCAGCGCCUCUUCCUCAUGAACGAUGUGGUCCAGCCUGUCUCCGUGGACCCUCUGCUCACCCAAGACAACAUCCGCUUCUCCAAGCUGGUGGUGGACAUUGUCCAGGGCCAGGACACCCUGUACCACGUCAUGUACAUUGGCACCGAAUACGGAACGAUCCUGAAGGCCCUCUCCACAUCCAACAAGAGCCUGCGAGGGUGUUACCUGGAGGAAAUGAGGCUCCUGCCUGAGGGUGUGAGCGAGCCAAUCAAGAGCCUGCAAAUCCUGCACAGCGAUAGGUCCUUAUUCGUGGGGCUGAAUGACAGGGUGUUGAAGAUCCCGCUGGAGAGGUGCUCCAGUUACAAGACUGAACGGCUCUGCCUGGACGCCCGAGACCCCUACUGUGGCUGGGACCGCAAACAGAGGCGCUGCACCACCAUCGAGGACAGCUCAAACAUGAGCCAGUGGAGCCAGAACAUCACUGAGUGUCCAGUGCGAAAUCUGACCCAGGACGGUGCCUUCGGUCCCUGGGCCCCAUGGCAACCCUGUAACCACGACGACGGGGAGGGCACCAGCAGAUGUGUGUGUCGCUCUCGGUCAUGUGACAGCCCUCUGCCCCAGUGUGGGGGCGUGGCCUGUAAAGGCCCUACCAUGCAGGUCGCCAACUGCUCCAGGAACGGUGGCUGGACCCCCUGGUCGUCCUGGGGCCAGUGCAGCACCAGCUGUGGUAUCGGGUUUGAGGUGCGGCAGCGCUCCUGCAACAACCCCUCUCCGCGUCAUGGGGGCCGCGUGUGUGUGGGACAGGGCCGAGAGGAGAGGUUGUGUAAUGAGAAGAUUCAGUGCCCCCAGCUGGUUAUGUGGUCAACCUGGGGGUCCUGGACCAAGUGCAGUGCUGAGUGUGGAGGGGGGGUCCAUUCCAGGGUCCGCACCUGUGAGAAGGGGACCAGCUGCCCUGGCUGCUCCCUGGAAUACAAGACCUGUAACCUGGAGGCAUGCCCGGAGGUGCGCAGGAACACGCCGUGGACACCGUGGAUGCCGGUGAACGUGAGCCAGGAGGGAGCCCGCCAGGAGCAGAGGAGCCGCUACAGCUGCCGGGCCCUGCUGGCCGACCCGCACCAGCUGCAGCUGGGCAAGCGCAAGGUGGAGAGCCGCCUGUGCCCCAACGACGGCACAGCCGGCUGCGAGGCGGACUCUCUGGUUGAAGACUUGGUGAAGACUGGCCGACCUUUGACCCUACCUCAGGGUAUCAGGUGGUCGCCGUGGGAGACGUGGUCCACCUGCUCCCAGGAGUGUGCCAAGGGCUUCCGCACCCGCAAGCGCACCUGUGCCACCCCGGCUGGCAGCAGCGCCCCUGGUGCCUGCGCAGGCUCCCCUGUGGAGUACCAGGACUGCAACGUCCAGCCCUGCCCAGUGAGGGGAUCGUGGUCGUGCUGGUCAUCCUGGUCUCAGUGCUCCACCACCUGUGGGGGGGGGCACUAUCAGCGCACGCGUACCUGCAGUAACCCCGCCCCCGCCAACGACGGAGACAUCUGCAUCGGCCUGCACACUGAGGAGGCCUUGUGCAACACACACACCUGUGAAGGCUGGGCUGGUUGGUCUGACUGGGGGGAGUGUGACGGGGAAGGGCUCCAGCAUCGGACCCAGGACUGUGGCGCUGCGGAGGCCGAUGCCAGGCUGUGCCAGGGCAACGCCACCGAGCACCGGCCGUGCCAGCCUCGCGAAGUGCCAGUCAUUCUGCCUGGACAGGAUAAGGACAAGCAAUGUGGAGCCUUCUCUCUCAUCCACCUGGUGGGUGUGGGUGUGGCCAGUUUCUUCACGGCGGUCCUGUUGUCAGCCAUGGUGUACGCCUACUGCCAGAGACUCCACAAGCCCUCCCAGGAGUCGGCCGUCAUCCACCCCAGCACGCCCAACCACCUCAGCUACAAGGACAACACCACGCCAAAGAACGAGAAGUACACCCCCAUGGAGUUCAAGACACUGAACAAGAACAACCUUCUCCCAGAGGAGACUUGUCAUUUCUUCAACUCGCCACUCCCCUCCAGUAAUGUUUACACCACUACCUACUACCCCACGCCCCUGGGCAAAUACGACUUCCACCCCGACUCCCCCUGCAGGAACUACAUGCACAGCUGAGACACCUCCACCCAGACUGGUGCCCCAACCAUCACCAGCCCCUCUCUGGCCACCCCUGUGGACACCCAGCUGAUGGCCUUGGGGUGUAUGAGCCGGUUUUGGAGGGGCUGGCCCAGCAGAGAUCCAGGACUCUGGGAAACCUUCAACAGCAACCCUCUUCUUCUGUACACACACACACAUACACACACACACACACACAACCAUUGUGAGAGGCAUUCUCAACACCAGUCUGACUUUUAUUGUUUGUUUAAGUUUUAUUAUAAUGACUGUGCUAUUUCAUAACUGUGAUUUUCUAUUCCACAAGAACAAACUGUACAGUUCUUGGUCCAAUCACAGUGCCAGUCCAAGAAUCAUGCGGUGCUAAAAGCAUCACAGUGAUCCAAGGUGGUUCCACAGGCUACAUCCAUGAUUCAGGAGGAAUGGGAGCAUGCUGUGGCCAGUUUAGACAUUUGAAUUACAGAUUUAAACUUUAUAAAAAAACGCUUCAUUACAUGCUGAUCCGUACUUUGGAUGUCAAGUUUCGGCGUGAAAACGUUGUUUUUGAACAGUCAGUCAGAACUCAGUCAGCAUAUUUCAGCGCACCAUGUCCAGCAGUUUUGUCAAGUUCAAACACUGUUUUCCCUUGCUUUUAUUUUGAAACGCUGCAUGGGUUUUGCCCUCCGUAUAGGAUUCCUCUGUCUGAUAACAUGGGUUGGGUAUUGACUUCAGUUGACCUGCUCAAGAACUCACAUUGGCCCCUACAUGGGUUUGAAUCCCUUAACUACCUGCAGCAGGGGAUGCAAAUGAAGAGUCCAUGGAAGAGGAGAAUGGGGGUUUACCAUGGAAAAAAGUGUUCCAUCAUCCAAGAGAAGUGUGACAUCACCCCUCUGCAGGUGAUUGGAUGCUUACAGUCUAGCAUGCAUCCUGAUAGGCGGACACAAUCUCUGUAUCCGCCUCACGGAGGCCCGACAACCCCUGUCAGUGUGAAAGGCCACUUCUUUAUAAUCAAAGGGAAGUGUAGUUGUUGUUUUGUUAUGUAUACGUUCAUCCAGGACUGUGUGCAUGUACCUGUCAAAGCCUGGAAGAAGUUCGAUAGAUAAGGUCACCAGUACUUAACGGUAAUCCUGCCUCUCACUUUCUGCUCCCCUGUGACCCCUUAUUAUAUUUCACAGUCUGUAAAAUGUUGAAGUACACUUAGCUGUUGAAAAAAAAGGAUGAAAUCAGUUUUGAGGUAUUCAAAUGUAGGUGUGUGUGUGAGAGAGUGGAAGAGAGAGAGCUAUAGAGAGAAAGAGAAAGCGGGGGGGGGGGAGAGAGAGAAUUAAAUGUAAGGAUUAUCUCCUACAGAUGUAUUCCAACUGUUGUUGGGUUACAAGCCAAAUGCAAGCUAAAUGGUACAAUGAAACUGUACUAACUGAUGCUGAACCUUAACAUGUGCAGGCUGUCAAAAUCUUCAAGCUUCAUAUUUGAUUAAUGUGUUUCGUGUUCGUGAACUGUUCAAACCAAGACUUAUUUGUUCAAAGGUGUUAUUCUAUGAACGUGUCCAAUCUCAUGUUUGUAUGCUGUAAAGUGAUUAUUGUAUAGCUUUCUUAAAAGUUGUAAAAAGAAGCAUCCAUUUUGUAAAUAUCAGACCGAGGCCGAGACCAAGACGUGGGUGGUUUGGUGCUCGCGUGUGUGUUGUGUUGGUGCAGUGGAGGUCUGUGUUCCUGGCCUGUGAUGUAGCAGAACCCAGUCAUGUAGUAUACAAAGUAGCCAAACACGCUAAGCUAUGAUGUGUCUGUCUCUGUUCCGCUCUUCUCUCGGAGGGUUUGAUGGUGUGGGUGCGUCUAUCACAUCAAACAUGCAUCCUUUUCUGUGUAACUGUAUUGAUCGAUGUGGGCAAAAGACGGAUGAAAUGAAAAUGGAAGAUCUUGGUCUUCGGUGUCGUGUACACAGACUGAACGCUCUCACCAUGCUGGAUGGUUGUGUUCGGAUGCCCAUGUUUCAUACCCGACAGAGGGCUCACCACCUAUCUAUGCAAUACAAGUGGUGCCCGACUACAGUAACAUGCGACCAGAUCCCAAGAUUGACAGAGCUGCGAACAAAAAUAUAUAAAUCAGAACCCCCCCCACUCCUCCACCCGGCUCCCCCCCCCCCACUCCCCCCCCCCACUCCCCCCCCCCCACACUCCCCCCACUUCCCCCCCCCAGCCGUCGAAUCCAUGACUUUGACUUAAUACUGCCUUUUAGACACUGUGAAUUUUUUGUAUGCUCUAUUUUUGUACAUUGUCAAAGAAACAAAAGAAAUAAAAAAGGAACUGGUGCCAAACAUGCA
Messenger RNA from Osmerus eperlanus (European smelt), 5824 nucleotides. It is a transcript of the gene sema5bb, whose product is annotated as sema domain, seven thrombospondin repeats (type 1 and type 1-like), transmembrane domain (TM) and short cytoplasmic domain, (semaphorin) 5Bb. The record is from RefSeq and is a predicted model, not a curated record. The coding region runs from base 251 to 3535 and encodes 1094 amino acids. Gene Ontology annotation, biological process: semaphorin-plexin signaling pathway; positive regulation of cell migration; axon guidance. Gene Ontology annotation, molecular function: chemorepellent activity; semaphorin receptor binding. Lineage: Eukaryota; Metazoa; Chordata; Actinopteri; Osmeriformes; Osmeridae. The transcript has 23 exons.